AUGCCGCCCUCGAUGAGCAUGCUGAUGGCAUCGGUCAAUCCAUGCCCAAACCCUCAUAUCCCACCGAUCAGAUUUGAGUUCUGCGAUGUCCUAGCGACAUCCUCAGUCCAGGAUUCUCAGGAGCACACGAUUCAAGCUGAGCGAGCUCUACGGGCGUACUGGGCGCAGGCUGCCAACAUGACGAAAAUCGACCAGCAAGAGUACAUUCGACUGCUGAAGAAGGGCUCCUUCGCUGUCCCAAAGGAUGCAAUUGCCGACCCCAGCAAACAUUCGCUGUACAAUGAGUUGUCCAUCAACCCUUCUUGGCCAAAAUACGUGAUGCUCAAGGCCAUGUAUGACCAAGACACCUUCAACCAAAGGCUCCUGGGCAAGCUUGAGGAUAAUCUCAAACUAGUCUUUGGUUCCCUCGACAUCAAAGACCUCACCUCGAUCUAUCACCAUGCAGGCCUCGCAAAGCGCAAACGCGAGCAAGAAUCCGAGAGCGACGAUGACCAAGAUAUUCCCAGCCGCAUUGUCAAAAUGCAGCCACCUGAAAACUCGUCUGCCGAGAAGAACACCGCUACUACGACUCGAGCCCAGCGUCCUCAAUACGGUACGCAGAGAGUCGUCGCUCCUAAAUCGCGCGGAAUCAACAUCGAAGAAGCCCUCAAAAAUCAGAAUGCGCUGCUCAAGAGGCGAUGCGAUGCGCUGGAAUCUUCUGUGGCAGAUCUCCAGCGCAAGAUUGACUCGAGUCACCUCAACCUGGUCGUGCUGCUCACUACCAUCUUGGAGAAAGUUGGUCAGGUGGCCGAAGAUAUCGAUGCCAUUAGAGGCGAAUUUGAAUGGGGAUCCUGA
Trichoderma atroviride IMI 206040 is the source of this 834-nucleotide messenger RNA. RefSeq lists its product as uncharacterized. Lineage: Eukaryota; Fungi; Ascomycota; Sordariomycetes; Hypocreales; Hypocreaceae. The record is from RefSeq and is a predicted model, not a curated record.